AUGCAGACCAAAAGAAAGAGGUGCCGAUUGAGCAGUGGUGGUCGCUGGACCACAGAAGAACGAUCUCGUCUAUUGCGACUGCGUGAUCUGAAUAAGCAUCUUCGUUGGACUCAGUUUCAGAAGGAUAUGAAAUUGAACCAACAAACUAGGGACAACGCAAUGGCCAAUACUGCUAGCAAUGGAACGACACUCCCAUUCAAGACCAAUAAGCCAAUCAAACGACCAAACACGGACGAGCGCUCCGUCAAUGAACGGGCCAAUAAACAGUCUAAAACGGCCGAGAAAGAUUCGACCUAUGCGCCUGACGAAGACGGCGAGGGUUCGGAAUCUUCAUGUGGCGAAGAUAUUGAUAUGGAUGGUGGCCCGACGAGCCCCGUGAAUGGUCGAACAAGAAGUUCGGCGAAUUCCUUGGCAAAGAAUAAAGCUCAAGCAGUGAGGAUACCGCUGAUAUCUCAAAAUCGCAGGAUUGCCACAAGCUCUCAGACAAGUGUGUCUGAUACGACAGCUCCGGAGUCCCCUAGCCGGACUAGACAAACCAAGGGCACUGAGAGGGUUCUGGGCGCUAUUCACAAUAGCAAGCCUGUAUCGACCACUGCAGCGAUGCAAAGUAUCAGCCUGCCCAAAGCCAAUCCUGGCAACCCGCCUUCUGAAGCUUCGCAGCCGCCACCGGCCAGUACGCAAAUAGAAAGUCUGGAUUCGGGCACGGCACACGGCCUAUUUUCUAGCCUUGUGAAAUCUAUUGCAGAUCACAAAAAAUUAUAUGAAUUGCUGCCAAAAUUUCCUGAGAGACAAGGGAGCGAGCUCAUUAAGUGGGCUCUUCUCGAAUUGGUUUCUGAUGCUCAUUCUUACCAGUCCGCUCAGCAACUUAUUGACGAGCAAACACGAGAGCUCGACACAUAUAAAAAGGGCCAGGAAUCUCUGGAAGCAGAGCUAUCGAAAGCUAGUGGCGAGAUCGACACAUAUAAAAAGGGCCAGGAAUCCCUGGAAGCAAAGCUAUCGAAAGCUAGGGACGAGAUAGCCAAAUUAGAUCAACAACUCAAGUCAACUCUCUCUCAGAGUUGCAAAGAAUGCCGCCGACUGCAGGAGAGAAAUACGGCUCUGGAAGAGACGAUCAACAUUGUAAAACGGCAGCUUCUCUCUGGUCCAGCAGAAAGACGUCCCCCUCCUAGCUCGUCAACGUCUGCCGGGGUGGUAUCGGGUUGA
Aspergillus nomiae NRRL 13137 is the source of this 1203-nucleotide messenger RNA. RefSeq lists its product as uncharacterized. Bases 1 to 1203 code for a protein of 400 amino acids. The record is from RefSeq and is a predicted model, not a curated record. Lineage: Eukaryota; Fungi; Ascomycota; Eurotiomycetes; Eurotiales; Aspergillaceae. The transcript has 4 exons.